ACAUCCACCAAGGCAGAACCCCAAGUCUUCUUCCUCCCUCGGCUCCUCUGCUCAUCCUCCUCUGCUUGCUGCUCUCGUCUGCCUGCGCGUGUGUGCAAGGUGCUGAAAGCGAGAGAGGAUCGAUGGGGGCGCAGAGGUUCAGGUUCUUCUGCUGCGGCUGCGGGGCCAAUGCGGCCGCCAGCGACAUGGAGAUGAAUGACGAGGAGGCGGACUGCGCCGGGGCGGUUCCCGAGGGAGGAGGUAAAGGGACCGACGGGACGACGCGGCAGCUUUCGUGGCCGCAGGUGGAGCGGAUGACGGGCGGGUUCACCUCCGCCGUGGUGGGCGAGGGCGGCUUCAGCACCGUCUACCUCGCGCGCCUCUCCGGCGGCCUCGCCGCCGUCAAGGUACACCGCAGCAGCGAGCGGCUCCACCGCGUCUUCCGCCAGGAGCUCGACACGCUCCUGCGCGUCCGCCACCCGCACAUCGUGCGCCUCCUCGGCUUCUGCGACCAGCAAGACGAGGGCGUGCUGGUGCUGGAGUUCGCGGCGAACGGGAACCUGCACGAGAAGCUGCACGGCGGGGGCAAGUCCGGUGGCGCGCUUCCCUGGGCGCGGCGGGUGACGGCGGCGCUGCAGGUGGCGCAGGCGCUGGAGUACCUGCACGACCAGUGCGAGCCGCAGGUGGUCCACGGCGACGUGAAGGCGGCCAACGUGCUCCUGGACGGCGCCAUGUCCGCCAAGCUCUGCGACUUCGGGUCGGCGCGGAUGGGGUUCUCGGCGGCGGUGCGGCCGCGGGCGUCGGCGCACACCAUGCUGGGGUCCCCGGGGUACGUGGACCCGCACUACAUCCGGUCCGGGGUGGUGACCAAGAAGACGGACGUGUACAGCUUCGGGGUGCUGCUGCUGGAGCUGCUCACGGGCGUCGAGGCCUUCUGCCCCGUCGAGGGCCGCCUCCUCACCGCCGUCCUCGCGCCGAGGCUCAAGCAGCCCUGCGACGCGAGGAUGCUCGUCGACGAGCGGCUCGGCAGCGCGUACGACGCCGCCGAGGCGUCAGCGGUGGCCGCGCUCGCCGCGUCGUGCGUCGGGCACAACCCCAGCCUCCGCCCGUCCAUGGCGGAAGUGGUGCGCACGCUGGAGCAGAACGCGCGCGGGUCCAUCCUCGCCGCCGGGAACGGCCACGGGAAGCUGUGACGACUCCCGAGGCGGUCCUCCUCCUAGGCGGUAGAUCCGGAUUGGCCAGCUGUGAACUUGUGCUGUUGUGAUGAUGGGUGUGAGCUGCAGCGGGGCACGUGGAGCCUCGCCACUGGGCGAGCGCGUACAAAGCGGUAGUAGGCGCGCAUGUCGAAAGCAAUCUCGCAAAAACAAAAAAAUGGCAGGAAAGGUGCGGUGGAAAAAGGUAGGGCUCGUGUGCGCUGAUGGGGAAUUUCGAUGACGUUAUGGUGGUGCCAAAGUGGCAGCGAUUUGGGAGUGCGGGAGAAGAAACCACUAGAAAUUUGGGGUCGUCGAGGCCGCGAUUCUGACGAUUUUGUCCAUUUUUUUUUCCUUCUUCUGUAAAGUACAUUGGGUGUUCAUGAUGUUCUUCAAGUUUGUUUGUUUGUUCGUUCGUU
Messenger RNA from Lolium perenne, 1588 nucleotides. RefSeq names its product salt tolerance receptor-like cytoplasmic kinase 1. Gene Ontology annotation, biological process: protein phosphorylation. Gene Ontology annotation, molecular function: protein kinase activity; ATP binding. The record is from RefSeq and is a predicted model, not a curated record. NCBI's taxonomy places the organism in Eukaryota, Viridiplantae, Streptophyta, Magnoliopsida, Poales, Poaceae. Gene Ontology annotation, cellular component: plasma membrane.